AUGGUCACCACAAAUGACGAACUUGACAAUAUAAAGGAAGAAUUGCGCAAAAACCUUACUCAGGAUAGUAACGGUGUCGGAAAGAGCACUUUGGGUAACUGGUUGUUAGGACAUCAUGGAGAUGAUGGGCCUUUUGAGACUCAAGCUUCGUUCGACCGCGUAACUUUAGAACCACAAACUGCAUUAAUCGAAAUUAAUGGUUGUAAAUAUAAUUUAAUCGAUACGCCAGGUUUAUUUGAUUUAAAGGAUGAUAGCAGAUCAGAAAUUUCUCUAACCAAACUAGCUAACACAAUUAAUCAUUGUUCAUAUGGGAUACAAACGAUUAUAUUUGUGGUAAAAAAAUCAUUUGGUAAAGAGAUUGAUAGGCAAAUUCAAGCAAUCAAAGGUUUUUUAGGUGAAAAAUCUUUGGAUCAUAUGUUGAUCGCUUUCACUCAUUGUAAUAUGGAACAAACAAUGGAUAGAAUAAUUAUGAAGGAGACGUUUACCUCCAAGAUGAAAAAUUUUCUCGAUUAUAUUGAUAAUAGAUGGAUCAUUUCACCCAAUCCUGAUUUAUUCAAUUUAGACGACGAUAUUGUUUAUACCAAUAUUUAUGAAGCUAAGGAUAUUAUUGGUUCUUUCCCUGAAGCUUAUACUACUGAAAUGUUUAAUAGAGUGCGUAGAGCUAGAGAAGAUGCCGAGGAAGCGGCUAGAAGGCAUGCCCAAGAAGAGCGUCUGAGGUCUUGUGAAGAAGAAUUAGCAAGAAUCCGCGGGGCGGUCGAUGAAGCUGGUAGACUUAAAGCUAAUGAAGAAGCUCGAAAGGCUUGCUUUUCCUUGGACACGAUUGUUACGUUAAAGGAUGGGAGAAAGAUUGAGAUGUCUGAAGUUAAAAUUGGCGAUCACGUCGCCUGUGGUGUAUAUAAUAAUGGUGGUAUUAAGGAGAUAAGAUAUUCGGAAGUUUAUUUAAUCGCUCAUUUAGAUAAACAUCAACAAACCGAAUUCUUAAAGGUUGAAUAUAUAAAACCUGACGGAAUGACUGGAUCGUUGUAUUUGACUUCGGAGCAUCAUGUGUUUGUCGAUAAUGCAUUUGAUUAUGCGCGUAAUAUUCGUCCUCACGCUUCACAGAUUCACGUUCUAGACAACGGAGAGUCAAUUUCCGUAAAAGUAACAAAUGUUUCCAAGGAAACACGAGAAGGAUAUAUUGCAAUAUUUACACGAGUUGGAACAAUUAUUGCGAAUAAUGUAUUAUGUAGUUGUUAUUCUAAUUGUCCCCCAUAUCAAAAUACUAUCCAUUAUAUUUUGUCCCCAUUACGUUUUAUUACUUUAUUUCGUAAAUCCAAUCAUUAUAGUAACGAAAUCCAUCCUUACUUGAAGUUCCUUUACAAUAAUUAUCAAUACUUUUCUGGAACUUUUAAACAUAAACUAUGUUAG
This is a messenger RNA of Funneliformis mosseae, 1407 nucleotides long. Lineage: Eukaryota; Fungi; Glomeromycota; Glomeromycetes; Glomerales; Glomeraceae. The record is from the annotation of a GenBank genome assembly.